CCGGCCGCCGGGACAAGCUAGGGGAAGGUCGGGGCACGCCUGGCUGUGGGGCAAUCGGCCCUCGUCAGGCGGCCGCGCUCGCCGGAGCAGCGUGACGCGGCGACCGGAGGGCGGCGACGCGGGGGGCCGAAACGGGCGGUGCGCUCCCCGGCGCCCGGCUUCCUGGGCGGCCGCUAGCCCUGCUCGGCCGGCGGGGGCGGGGGCGGGGCGCGGCCUUAAAAGGCCGGGAGGAGUGGCCGUGCCCGGGGGUCACCGGCACAGGGUCGGCCGCUGUCACACGCGCCCCGGCUCGGCCCCGUCCCGCGCGCACCCGGGAGCAAGGCGCACAGUCGCGCUCGCACCGAGUCCCGCCAGCCCUUCCGGCCCGUCUCCGAGAGCCCUCAUGGGCCCCGAGGCCACCUGCCCGUGGAGCGGCCCCCUGCCUCGCCUCCGGGUGAGGACCUUGAUCGAGCCCGUGGUGGCGUCCACGCAGGUGGCCGCCUCCCUCUACGAGGCGGGGCUGCUCCUCGUGGUGAAGGCGUCCUUCGGAGCCGGGGCCUCCUCCAACCACAGCGCCAGCCCGUCGCCCCGGGACGCUCUGGAGGACGAACAGCAGAGGGCCAUCUCCAACUUCUACAUCGUCUACAACCUGGUGGCGGGCCUGACGCCCCUGCUGUCCGCCUACGGGCUGGGCUGGCUCAGCGACCGCUACCACCGCAAGAUCUCCAUCUGCGUGUCCCUGCUGGGCUUCCUGCUCUCCCGCCUGGGGCUGCUGCUCAAGGUGCUGCUGGACUGGCCCGUGGAGGUGCUGUACGGGGCGGCGGCGCUGAACGGGCUGUGCGGCGGCUUCUCCGCCUUCUGGUCGGGCGUCAUGGCCCUGGGAUCCCUCGGCUCCUCCGAGGACCGACGCUCCCUGCGCCUCAUCCUCCUCGACCUGAUCCUGGGCCUGGCGGGAUUCUGCGGGAGCAUGGCCUCGGGGCACCUCUUCAAGCAGAUGACUCGGCACCACUCGGGGCAGGGCCUGGUGCUGACGGCCUGCAGCGUGAGCUGUGCCACUUUCGCACUUGUGUACAGCCUCUUGGUGCUGAAGGUCCCCGAGUCGACGGCCAGUCCCAGGACGGCACUCCCCGCUGUGGAUACGGUGUCAGGCACAAUUGGCACGUAUCGUACCCUGGAUCCCGAUCAGUCAGACAAGCAGGGUGUGGAGGGGUACCCUCCAUCUCCCGGGAAAGCAGUGCCCAAAAAGACUGUCAUCGCCCUGCUCUUUGUGGGUGCUGUCAUAUAUGACCUGGCAGUGGUGGGCACCGUGGACGUGAUGCCCCUUUUUGUGCUCAGGGAGCCUCUCAGGUGGAAUCAAGUGCAGGUGGGCUAUGGUAUGGCAGCCGGGUACACCAUCUUCAUCACCAGCUUCCUGGGCGUCCUGCUCUUCUCCCGCUGCUUCCGGGACACCACUAUGAUCAUGAUUGGGAUGGUCUCCUUUGGGUCGGGAGCCCUCCUCUUGGCUUUCGUGAAAGAGACAUACAUGUUCUACAUCGCUCGAGCUGUCAUGCUGUUCGCUCUCAUCCCCGUCACAACCAUCCGAUCGGCAAUGUCCAAACUCAUAAAGGACUCCUCUUACGGAAAGGUGUUCGUCAUCCUGCAGCUGUCCCUGGCUCUGACUGGGGUGGUGACGUCCACGGUGUACAACAAGAUCUAUCAGCUCACCAUGGAGAAGUUUGUGGGCACCUGUUUUGCUCUCUCCUCCUUUCUCUCCUUCCUGGCCAUCAUCCCGAUUGGCAUCGUGGCCUACAAACAAGCCUCAUGGCUGCAAUAUGGAGACAUCGCAGAGAAAUGAAGGUGGUGACCGACGGGAGCUGAAAAUACCAGCAAUGGCUUCUUUUGAAGUCAAAAGAAGGGACUGGGUGCUAGUGACCAAAGCAAGCCACUGCUCCAAAACCCCAGGUUCCAGCCGGAGUUGGCUUGGGCAUGAGCUGCUCUGGCUCAGGGGUCCCUGGCGGGUGGGGAAAAGCACUUUCUUGGUGAUUGAACUUUCUCAGCUUUCAGACGUCCCUGUCAGAGGUUAGGUUCUGGGGACAGUAGAGGGUGAACUUCCAAGGGUUAGAUGCAGGGGGCCGUGCGCAGUCACACGAGACGCAUAAAGGGCUUCAGACAGCAGCCCCUUUUCUUCCAGGAGUUGGCUCUAAGGUACCACUAACUAGUCACCUGGGUGCCGUGCUGGGGGUCCCCCAGGAAAACUCAAGCCAAAGCAUGCAUUUUCAACAGCCUAGAGGGAGCGCAGAGGGGAUGCUUUGUAAGAACUCCCAACAGUGAACAUCAGCCAAUAUAUAUAUAUAUUUUAAUUAAAAUAAAACCUUGAAAAAAGCUUUCUUCCCUGAGGCCUUGUUAGCUGUGAACACUCAGGAGAGAUUUGGGGCUCAGGCUCUUGGCUUCAGGGUAGUUUUACUGCCAUCAUUACUGUUGUUUUUAAGAAGCAAAUAUCAAACGACUUUCUUUAGUGACUAUUAUAUGGCAUAUUUUCAGUCAACAAUACUUCUUCCCAAAGUGGGCGGUGUGGAGAGAGAGGGCAGAGGAGAUAGGCCAAGAGCCGUCUUAUUUUGAGGUACCUAUUUUUACAGACUAUUUUACUUACACAUAGAAAAACAGGCUCACCUCCAAAUAAAA
This is a messenger RNA of Prionailurus viverrinus (fishing cat), 2640 nucleotides long. It is a transcript of the gene SLC46A2, whose product is annotated as solute carrier family 46 member 2. Gene Ontology annotation, biological process: transmembrane transport. The transcript has 4 exons. The record is from RefSeq and is a predicted model, not a curated record. Gene Ontology annotation, cellular component: membrane. Gene Ontology annotation, molecular function: transmembrane transporter activity. The coding region runs from base 383 to 1813 and encodes 476 amino acids. NCBI's taxonomy places the organism in Eukaryota, Metazoa, Chordata, Mammalia, Carnivora, Felidae.